Molecule: messenger RNA, 2245 nt
Organism: Jaculus jaculus (lesser Egyptian jerboa)
Lineage: Eukaryota; Metazoa; Chordata; Mammalia; Rodentia; Dipodidae
Gene: Pls1
Product: plastin 1
Exons: 16
Coding region: 131-2023 (630 amino acids)
Biological process (GO): actin filament bundle assembly; actin filament network formation
Cellular component (GO): cytoplasm; actin filament bundle; actin filament
Molecular function (GO): actin filament binding; calcium ion binding
Source: RefSeq, a predicted model, not a curated record
GAUCUCACUCUAGCCCAGGCUGACCUGGAUGGCAGGAACUCACGCGAUUGCUGGGAUUAAAGGCGUGUGCCACCACGCAGAGAAGGUAUCUUUUAGAUAAAAGAUCUGAAGUAGUCUUUUCUGCCUAAAUAUGGAAAAUAGUACCACUACCAUUUCUCGGGAGGAGCUUGAAGAACUACGGGAAGCAUUUAAUAAAAUAGAUAUUGACAACAGUGGGUACGUUAGUGACUAUGAGCUUCAGGACCUAUUUAAGGAAGCAAGUCUUCCUCUUCCUGGCUACAAGGUGCGCGAGAUUGUGGAGAAAAUUCUAGCAGUUGCUGACAACAACAAAGAUGGCAAAAUCAGUUUUGAAGAGUUUGUGUCGUUAAUGCAAGAGUUAAAAAGCAAAGAUAUCAGCAAAACAUUCCGAAAAAUAAUUAACAAGAGAGAAGGGAUUACUGCUAUUGGAGGAACUUCGUCCAUUUCCAGCGAGGGCACGCAGCAUUCCUAUUCAGAGGAAGAGAAAGUGGCUUUUGUUAACUGGAUAAACAAAGCCCUAGAGAAUGACCCUGACUGUCAGCAUCUUCUCCCCAUGAACCCCAAUGAUGGCAGUCUCUUCAAAUCACUUGCAGAUGGCAUCCUUCUUUGCAAAAUGAUCAAUUUAUCUGAGCCAGAUACAAUUGAUGAAAGAGCCAUUAAUAAGAAAAAGCUCACUCCUUUUACUAUUUCUGAAAAUUUGAAUCUAGCCCUGAAUUCUGCCUCAGCCAUUGGUUGCACAGUGGUCAACAUCGGUGCACAGGAUCUCAAAGAAGGAAAACCUCACUUGGUCUUGGGACUUCUCUGGCAGAUCAUCAAAGUUGGCCUUUUUGCGGAUAUAGAGCUUUCUAGGAAUGAAGCUCUGAUUGCGCUGUUGAGUGAAGGCGAGGACCUGGAGGAGCUGAUGAAGCUGUCGCCUGAGGAGUUGCUGCUGCGGUGGGUGAACUACCAUCUGACCAAUGCGGGAUGGCGAACCAUCAGCAACUUCAGCCAGGACAUUAAGGAUUCAAGAGCCUAUUUUCAUCUGCUUAAUCAGAUUGCUCCUAAAGGAGACCGAGAAGAUGGGCCUGCCAUCGCCAUUGAUCUCUCAGGAUUUAAUGAGAAAAAUGACCUGAAGCGUGCUGGAUUCAUGCUUCAAGAAGCAGAUAAACUCGGCUGCAGACAGUUUGUUACUCCCGCAGAUGUGGUUUCAGGAAAUCCAAAACUAAAUUUAGCCUUUGUAGCUAAUCUUUUUAACACUUACCCAUGCCUUCAUAAGCCUGAUAAUAACGACAUUGAUAUAAAUUUAUUGGAAGGAGAGAGCAAGGAAGAGAGGACAUUCCGGAACUGGAUGAAUUCCUUGGGGGUUAACCCAUACAUUAAUCAUUUGUACAGUGACCUUGCAGAUGCUUUAGUGAUCUUUCAGCUCUAUGAAAUGAUCCGAGUGCCAGUCAACUGGAGCCAUGUCAACAAACCUCCGUAUCCUGCCCUUGGAGGGAACAUGAAGAAGAUUGAAAACUGUAACUAUGCAGUAGAGCUUGGGAAGAAUGAGGCCAAGUUCUCCUUGGUUGGCAUCGCUGGACAGGACCUGAAUGAGGGGAACUCCACACUUACUCUGGCACUGGUCUGGCAGCUGAUGAGAAGGUAUACAUUGAAUGUGUUAUGUGAUCUUGGAGAAGGUGAAAAAGUAAAUGAUGACAUUAUUAUUAAAUGGGUUAAUCAGACUCUUAAAAGUGCAAACAAAAGUACUUCUAUUUCCAGCUUCAAGGAUAAAUCUAUUAGUACAAGCUUACCAGUUUUAGAUUUAAUAGAUGCCAUUGCACCCAAUGCAGUUCGUCAGGAAAUGAUCAAGAGAGAAAACUUGUCUGAUGAGGACAAGCUGAACAAUGCUAAAUAUGCAAUUUCUGUUGCUCGGAAGAUUGGUGCCCGGAUAUAUGCAUUACCUGAUGAUCUUGUGGAAGUAAAACCAAAGAUGGUUAUGACAGUGUUUGCAUGCUUAAUGGGAAAAGGACUGAACAGAAUAAAAUAAUAAAACAUUUAUCGUCUGCCACAUUAAACACAUUGAAUGCCUCACAGUUUACAAAAUUUUGAAAUGUAGUAGGUAUGAGAGUAUUUGUAUGCUAAAAUAGUUAUGCAUUCAUAAAUGAGUUUAAUAUCCUGUUCAUAUUAGUUAGAAUUUGUCAACUUUUUUGGGUAAUAUAAUUUAUCAAUCAAUCCUGAUACUAGAAUAUCUUACCAGGCUGAUAUUUCA